This is a messenger RNA of Letharia lupina, 1518 nucleotides long. RefSeq lists its product as uncharacterized. The record is from RefSeq and is a predicted model, not a curated record. Bases 1 to 1518 code for a protein of 505 amino acids. Lineage: Eukaryota; Fungi; Ascomycota; Lecanoromycetes; Lecanorales; Parmeliaceae. The transcript is spliced from 2 exons.
AUGUCUACUCCACGAGAGGGUCCAAACCCUUUGAGACCAUACUAUAUACCUCCUUCCGUUGGUCCAAGCGGACCUCAGAAUGGAACCUUUGCCACAAAUGCCGGCAGCAAGCAUGUCUCCUCUACGUCAACAAACAGCUUUGGCUCCUCAGCGCGAAAUAUCCUGGCGGAUAUGGACUAUACAGACUACAUACCCGAGUCUUCGCCCUCGUCUACUGCGGUUAUGAAGGGACUGGUGGAACAGGCAAUAUGGAAGUAUACCAGCGUAUUCCUGGCCCAGCCAUUCGAGGUAGCGAAGACAGUAUUGCAGGUCCAGGCUGGCAGUCAAGUCCAGAAGUCAUUAGCGAAGGAGGCAUUUGUGGAUGAUUUGCACAGAAGAUCUGGCAGCUAUCGGCGAGACUCGUACGAGAUGUUUUCUGAUGAGGACUCGGACCUUGACUCUCCCUCCUACUUCACUUCCUCAGCACCUCUCGCACAUACACCAACUCGACGCUCACGGACACGGCGACGGCAUGGCUCUCCAGAACCAGACGGUGUUCCACGAAUCCACACGCCUCAACCACCUCCGUCAAAACCGCACCAAUCUCCCCACACCCUCGAUCUCAAAUCAUCCUCCUCCGUAUUAGCCGUACUGUCUUCCCACUGGGCAGCAGAAGGGCCUUGGGGAAUAUGGAAAGGCACCAAUAGCACCUACAUCCACUCGAUCCUUCUAUCCACAAUCACCUCCUUUGUCCGAUCAUUCUUCUCUGCGUUUAUGGCGCUACCUGACCCUGGACUCUCUCUCACAGCAACUCCAACUCUCUCUUACGCUGGCGGGCUCGAUAUAUUAUCUUCACCUUCACCAUUCGCCUCGCUAGCUGUAGCCGUCUCUGCUGCCGGCUUAGCGGGCAUGAUACUCACCCCUCUGGACAUAGCUCGCACAAAGCUCAUACUGACACCUUCGACGCAUCCACCCAGAUCGAUAAUUGCGACCUUGAAGACGCUACCCAAAUGGACGUUGCCUUUCUCAAUCGCUCCAGCGGCGAUACUAAAUUCCACGAUACCCACACUAAUCUCAGCUUCGACACCUUUGUUUCUGCGCUCUAAGCUUGGCAUAGAUCCGGUUCUAACUCCCAAUAUGUAUUCUAUUGCAACUUUCGUCGGGCAAGCGUUUGAGCUUGUCGUGAAGCUUCCGAUCGAGACUGUGCUUAGGAGAGGUCAAAUGGAUGUUGCCCGAUCCACCAGCAAAGGGAAGGAAAUGCAAACGAUCGUUGAAGUCGGGCCCUAUCGUGGUUUGUUAGGAACCGUGCACUCGAUCGUCUACGAAGAAGGCGAAAGAGGCCCUCCGGCAGAGUUGGUGAAGGGUACAGCAGGUGCACCGGCCAUGAAGGUAGGGAAGGUUGGUCAAGAGAGGAAGAGGAGGAAAGGGCAAGGAUUCGAGGGGCUUUGGAGAGGAUGGAGGGUCGGAAUGUGGGGAUUAGUGGGUGUUUGGGGAGCAGCGACAUGGGGAGGCGUUGGCGGGAAGGGUGGAGAAUUCUGA